This is a messenger RNA of Oncorhynchus kisutch (coho salmon), 2559 nucleotides long. Its product is annotated as serine/threonine-protein phosphatase 4 regulatory subunit 1-like. Gene Ontology annotation, molecular function: protein phosphatase regulator activity. The coding region runs from base 32 to 559 and encodes 175 amino acids. The transcript is spliced from 4 exons. Gene Ontology annotation, biological process: protein dephosphorylation. Gene Ontology annotation, cellular component: cytoplasm. Lineage: Eukaryota; Metazoa; Chordata; Actinopteri; Salmoniformes; Salmonidae. The record is from RefSeq and is a predicted model, not a curated record.
UGUGUGUGUCCACAGGCAGCUGAUCUUGAUCAUGGAGUUGUACAGCCACGAUGAUGUGUAUAACUACCUCAGACAAAUAGCACUAACCCUCUGCUCAGACAAAGUGUCAGAGGUCCGGUGGAUCUCUUACCAGCUGGUGGUGGAGAUCUUACGGAAGAUGUAUGCGUGUGGAGCCCACGAGCUGGGCCUGAACUUCAGCAACGAGCUCAUCGUCCGCUUCUGCCACUGUCCAAAAUGGGUGGGCCGCCAGGCCUUUGCCUUCAUCUGCCAGGCCAUCGUGGAGGAGGACUGUAUGCCCAUGGACCAGUUUGCCCAGCACCUCCUCCCCAGUCUCCUCAGCCUGUCGUUGGACCCCGUGGCCAACGUCCGCGUGCUGGUGGCCAAAGCACUGCGGCAGAGUGUCAUGGAGAAAGCGUACUUCAAAGAGCCGGGCAGUGCCUACUUAGAAGAGCUGGAGGAGACGGUGAUGACCCUGCAGGCGGACAAGGACAGAGACGUACGCUUCUUUGCCAGCCUGGACCCCGACAUGGUGCUUAUGGACACUUCUGCUUUAAUCUAGAACCUUCCAGCCUGCUCCAACACACAGCCAAUAACUAUCACCAGCAUCAGACCUGACCAGAACACUCGCCUGCAGGAAAUAAAGGCACUGAUACAAGAAACAUACAUAGAAUCAGUCAUGUGCUCUCUCUCUGUCUCUCUCACACACACACACGAUCUGAAAACCGCACCUCGCUAAGCUAAAACAGCCACCGCAAAAUGGCAUCGGAUUCCAGGUGGAAAACAACCCACCAUGCGGCUCGGCUAGCGUCCCGACGUCGAGUCACCUCAACCCAUCUGUAUCCAGCUGGUUCUCUCAGGUCCUCUGGUUUCAUCACGGUUUCUCUCUCUCUUUUCAUCUUGUCUUCAAUGACCUCCGUAACCACUACUGCUUAGGAGAAGGAACAACCGCACCACUUGGCACGAAACAAAAUAUGUUAAUGAACUCGUGGCAUCUUCCCUCUGUGUGUUUACUAUGUCAAUAAUGUGAUCCAAGUCCCCCAGAGACCAAUGAAAUACCUCUGAUUGGACAUAACUCAGGCCAGUUUCGCCAUAGGGGCGUUUAGCUUAUAGAAUGAGGUACAGCACUUUAGAAUGCCACAGAUAGAAAUGGAAUGUAUAGAUAGACUCACUAGAAUUGUGAUUCUUCUAUAUACAAUGCAUCUGUACAUUCUGUAACGUUGCUCUCCCCUGAAUAAACCUCGGGUGUCAGCGGCACCUCUGGUGUCAGCGGGACCUCUGGUGUCAGCAGGACCUCUGGUGUCAGCGGGACCUCAGGUGACAGUCAAUUUUGCAUCCCAAAUGGCACCCUAUUCCCUAGUUUGUUUUAAACCUGUAGUAAGAAGAAGCAGAAAAAGAGUGAUAGUUUGGUAAAGACCUGUGAAGCACUCCCCCCUUAUCCACCGUGUAGGCCAUCAUUGUAAAUAAGAAUUUGUUCUUAACUGACUUGCCUAGUUAAACAAAGGUUAAAUUAAUUUAAAAAAAAUGUAAAUCCACUUCAACAUUGUGGAUUCCAAUCCCAUUUUGGCUUUUCAGUCAGACCACUGCACUGACCACAAUCAAUUGUACAGUAUAGGAAUGGUUGUGUGGCCUGGGUUUGUGUUCCAAGACGCUCUGACUAGUAAAUCUCAUUAGUAGUGAAAUAAGUAUGUUGGAGAAUAAAUAACUUCCAUUGUAUAGCUUAACCUGUAUAGCCAGGGGAUCCAAGGCCAGUUUUAGGGUUUUCUGUAGAGACAUGAAUGUGGAUAUAAUGAGAGCUGUCACUUUUGUAGUCUUUUUUUCUCUCUUUUUUUUCUCACCUGUUCACAUGGCAACCCAUUUUUGACCAUAAACACGACUUGAGAUCCUAAACUGAUUGCGGUGUGGCGUGCAUCUCAAGUCUGUCUUCCAUCUUAUGGAAAUGUUCACUUCUGUAGACUACCUAACGCAUCACACCUGUCAGCAAUUUUCCCCAUCUUGUUUUUCUUUAUGGUAGAACUAUUAAUAUAUAUGCAUUUUAUGAAAUGUAUUUUUCUUUUCAAAUAUGUACCAUUGUUCAAAGAUUUUAUAUCCGAACUUUGCAUUUCACAACCUUUGUAACAUUCAAUCAUUUCUUUAAAAUAUUUUUUAUGUAAUGUUAUUUUUAGCAUUCUGUAAUUAAAUUUAUAAUAUAAAUCAGAAAAAUCAAGACAUGUGUAGCCUGUCUCCAAACUACCUUGUAUAACCAACAAAUGAAUUGUGCAAAUGAGUGUCAUAUCAUUGUCACAAAGGUUCAAAACACCUGCAGCACAAAUUUUUUAUAAAUAUAAAACUCAGCUAGGUGAGUUUUCCAUGAAGAAGAAUUGUUACUUGCUUCUUUAAAAGUAUUUUUUUUGCGAGACUUGAAGUUUGACACGUAAAGUGAAGCUGUGAAAUAUAGUCAGUAAAAUCUAUGUUCUGAUUACUACCGACAGACUACUACACUGAACAAAAAUAUAAACGCAACAAUUAAAGUGCUGGUCUCAUGAUUUAUGAGCUGAAAUAAAAGAUUCAAGAAAUGUGUCA